Messenger RNA from Exophiala xenobiotica, 793 nucleotides. RefSeq names its product thiamine pyrophosphokinase. The record is from RefSeq and is a predicted model, not a curated record. The transcript has a single exon. NCBI's taxonomy places the organism in Eukaryota, Fungi, Ascomycota, Eurotiomycetes, Chaetothyriales, Herpotrichiellaceae. The coding region runs from base 1 to 783 and encodes 260 amino acids. Gene Ontology annotation, biological process: thiamine diphosphate biosynthetic process; thiamine metabolic process. Gene Ontology annotation, molecular function: ATP binding; thiamine binding; thiamine diphosphokinase activity.
AUGACAACAGACUGGUACCCUUGCGGCUUGUUGAACGGCAGACCCAGCAGCCCAUAUGCAGUAUUGAUCCUCAAUCAGCCAAUCAAUCGAAAUGCCCUGAAUGCUGUCAUUGAAUCAGCCUCGCUGAUGAUAUGCGCCGAUGGAGGCGCCAACAGGCUUUUUGACUACGAUCAAGAGGCCAAAAAUGGCUUCAAAAAGCGUCUCCCGGACGCUAUAGUCGGAGAUCUCGACUCGCUCAGUCCGUCUGUCAGUGAGCACUAUCGCGCUCGCGGAGUACAAGUAGUCAAGGACCCGGAUCAGUAUUCCACAGACUUCACGAAAUGCUUGAGGUGGAUCCGGGACUGGUCCAUUAAAAAUAAGUCCGCAUUCUUGGGGCCUGAGAUGGAUGUCGUCGUACUGGGUGGACUCGGCGGCCGUGUAGACCAAGCCUUCUCUCAAAUCCACCACUUAUAUAUGGCAGAGAACGACACAAAGCUUUUGAAGGGCCGAAUAUAUCUGUUGUCGGAGCAAAGCUUGUCAUUUGUCCUAGCUAGCAGCAACAAUCUAAUCCAUCUAGAGCCUGGAUAUUUUGCAGAGAAUGUCGGUAUCAUUCCCGUCCUCGGACGCACUCUGAUCACCACCACAGGUCUCGAAUGGGAUGUCGAUCGGUGGCCGACCGAGUUCGGUGGGCAGAUGAGCACAAGUAACCAUAUCCGCUCUGACAAGAUUGAGCUCUCCUUCCAAGGUCCUAGGCCCUUGUUCACCAUGGAACUCCACAAACAUCUCACGGUUACCGGCCCAUAGCGCCUUGGAC